Messenger RNA from Anoplophora glabripennis (Asian longhorned beetle), 1156 nucleotides. RefSeq names its product protein takeout-like. Bases 48 to 779 code for a protein of 243 amino acids. Lineage: Eukaryota; Metazoa; Arthropoda; Insecta; Coleoptera; Cerambycidae. The transcript is spliced from 6 exons. The record is from RefSeq and is a predicted model, not a curated record.
CAUCGAAAUAUAUUUGAGCUUAGUAGCGAGUCGAGUGCUCAGACGCGAUGUAUCUUUUCCUCUUUGUUGUGGCUGCAGCAUCUUGCCUCACGGACGCGAAGCAUCUCCCUGCCUAUAUAAAACCGUGCAAGAAAGCGGAUCCGAAUUUUAGGCAAUGUGUUAUAAAAAGCGCCUCCGAAACUCUACCUCACAUUAUGAAAGGUGACAAGGAGUUCAAGAGUCCAGUUUUGGUACCAUUCAAAAUAUCCGAGAUAACUAUAUCUCCCAGUGAACAACUGACCAUAAAAUUAAAAGAUGUAACUCUUCGAGGUCUUGAAAACGCUGUAGUAGAAGAUAUGAAUUUCGAUUUGGAGAAGAAACACGUCUCUGCAAAGCUCUCGUUCAAAUGGAUUUCUAUUGAGGGAGAAUAUGAGAUUGAUGGCAGAAUAUUAGUUCUGCCUAUAAAAGGACAUGGACCAGCAAACAUUUCAAGCGAUAACUUGGUUGUUGACUUCUCGUUCGAUUACAAACUUGUUACAAAACAAGAUGGAAAGGAAUAUUUCAACACUGACAUUAAUCCAAUCGUCAGUUAUACUAUAACAGACAACCACUUUUAUUUCGGAAAUUUAUUCAAUGGAGACAAAACAUUAGAGGAAGGAACCAACAAGUUUCUCAAUGAGCAUUGGAUGGAGGUUUACAAAGAUUUCCAAGGAGCAAUAUCAGAAACUAUUAAGUCUGUCAGUGCUGAUAUUAUUAAAACAUUUAUCAGCACAGUACCCUACGAUGAAGUGUUUCCUUGAUUUUUGAGCAGCUUUCAAAUUGUUUGUUCUUGUUGUUAUUGUAAUAAAACUCGCUCGAAAAUGUUAUUCGCAGUUCACUGCCUUUUUGGUUAAAAAUUUUGUUUUGAAAUAAAUGUUGACCUAACACUUUUUUUUAUUUAUGAAUGAAAUAAUCGGUAUCUAUGUCUGCUUCUAUAUGUAUCUAUAAUGUAUCUCUGUUUAAUUCUCCACAAAUGGUAAGUCUACAUCUGCCUGUCUAUUUUAUCAAUAACUAUGUUUUUAACUGCACGCUUUUUCCCCUUUAUAUGCAUAUUCAGUAAAAAAAUGAAAUAUAUUUAUUAAUUAUAUAACAUAACAUUUUUUAUAGCCUUUCCAGAUUACUAAUAACUCAUUUGCAU